Vigna radiata var. radiata (mung bean) is the source of this 4652-nucleotide messenger RNA. Its product is annotated as putative disease resistance protein At4g11170. The coding region runs from base 106 to 4437 and encodes 1443 amino acids. Gene Ontology annotation, biological process: signal transduction; defense response. The record is from RefSeq and is a predicted model, not a curated record. The transcript has 7 exons. Lineage: Eukaryota; Viridiplantae; Streptophyta; Magnoliopsida; Fabales; Fabaceae. Gene Ontology annotation, molecular function: ADP binding.
GAGUGAUGACUUGACUUGUUGGAGCAUAAAGACGUCAACGAGUGGAAAUGGAAUAAAAAAAAGAGCUUGAUCCGAUUGUUCCUUGCUUGCAUUGGCAGUGAUGAAAUGAGUUCCUCCACGAAAAAGCACGACGUGUUCGUCAGCUUCAGAGGAGAGGACACACGAACUAACUUCACUAGCCAUCUUUGCAAAGCUCUCGAAUAUAAAUCAAUCGGAGCUUACAUAGAUCGCCAGCUAGACAGAGGAGAAACUGUCUGGCCGGCACUUGCCAAAGCAAUUCAGGACUCACGUGUCUCAAUUGUUGUUUUCUCCGAAAACUAUGCUUGUUCCAAAUGGUGUCUGGAAGAACUGGUGAAAAUUCUUGAAUGCAGGAAAAAAAUGGGUUUGGCAGUUAUACCUAUCUUUUACAACAUAGAUCCAUCAGACAUAAGGAAUCAGAAGGGUACUUACGAGAAGGCAUUGACAGAACUGUUGGAAUCCAAUGAAGAGAAAGGGCCAAAGUGGAAAGCUGCUCUCACUGAAGCAGCCAAUAUAUCUGGAUGGGACUCUAGAACACAUAGGGACGAAGCUCAUGUCAUUGAGAACGUUGUCAAUGAUGUAUUGCAAAAGCUUCAUCUGCGAUGCCCCACUGAAUUAAAGGGCCUUGUUGCAAGUGAAGAAAAUUGCAGAAAUAUAGANUUAUUACUAAAAUCGUGUAGGGUCAUUGGAAUUUGGGGUAUGGGUGGAAUUGGUAAAUCCACCAUUGCUAAAAUCUUGUUUGCUAAGCACUUUCCCCAGUAUGACCAUGUAUGCUUUGUGACCAAUGCAAAAGAAUAUUCGCUGGACAAGCUUUUCUCUACCAUAUUGAAGGAAGAGGUUUCCGAAAAAAAUGUCGUAGGGUCAUCGUUUCAUAUGAGGAGACUCAGAAGUAAAAAGGUUUUCAUUGUACUUGAUGAUGUUGACAAGGAUAGUUUUGAGCCAUUGGAGUAUUUAUGUNGAGANUAUNAAGNCCAGNACAGUGAUAGUAAACUNGUUAUAACAACAAGAGAUAGGCAAUUGCUUGUUGNAAGGGUUGAUGCGAUAUACGAGGUUCAGAAAUGGAAGAAAACAGAAUCUCUGAAGCUUUUUUGCUCAGAAGCCUUUAAGAAAAAUUGUCCUGAACGAGGUUAUGAGAGUCUCUCAGAAAGUGCAGUUGAAUAUUCUGGUGGCGUUCCAUUAGCCGUUAAAGUUUUGGGUUCAUAUCUUCGUUCAAAAGGUNNCAGUUUUUGGNAAAGNACUAUAAGAAAACUCANCNUNUAUCCUAACGAGANAAUUCAGNAAGUGUUAGAAAUGAGCUACACUGGAUUGCAUGAUCUAGAAAAAAANAUNUUUCUAGACAUUGUNUUUUUCUUUAGAGAAAAACAGANANAUCNANUNACAAGGAUACUAGAUGCCUGUGGUUUUGAAGCAACUAGUGGAAUAGAAGUUCUCGCAGACAAAGCUUUGUUAACAAUUUCAUAUACAAACAUAAUACAAAUGCAUGACUUGCUGCACCAAAUGGGUUUGGAGAUUGUACGUCUAGAAUGUACAACAGAUCCUGGCAGACGUAGUCGCUUGAAGGAUAGUGAUGCUCAUGAAGUGAUUGAAGAAAACAAGGGAACUGAUGCAAUUCAAGGAAUAGAACUGGAUUUGUCUCAAGUUGAAAAUUUACGUUUGCGUUCUGACACCUUGACAAAGAUGAAAACCUUAAGAUUUCUGAGAUUCUAUAACUCCUCAGGUCAGAGUUCUAGGAAUACAUACAUCGACCUUCCUGCAACUCUUGAGCCAUUUUUUGAUAAGCUAAGGUACAUUGAGUGGAUUGGAUACCCUUUUGAGUGUCUUCCAUCACCUUUUUGUGCAAAGUUUCUUGUUGAGAUUCACAUGGAACAUGGCAAAAUUAAACAACUUUGGCAGGGAAUCCAGGAACUAGAUAAUUUAGAGGGAAUUAACCUAAGUGGAUGCAAACAUUUGGAAGAGUUUCCAGAUUUGUCUAAGGCGCCGAGACUUAAAUGGGUGAAUCUCUAUUGUUGUGAAAGUUUACGGUAUCUUCACCCAUCUGUUUUAUCCUCGGCCACGCUUGUUACUUUGAUACUGCAUGGCUGUACAAAACUCGAGAGUGUUAAAGGCGAAAAGCGUUUAAAAUCUCUAGGAUAUAUCAAUGUCAAUGGCUGUUUAAGUCUAGAGGAAUUUGCAGUGUCAAUAGUUUCAAUUGAAAUAUUUGAUUUGAGCAACAAAGAAAUCCCAAUGUCAGGCACACCAGUAAGGCGAAAGGGAAAACUCAAGACCAACAAAAUAUUGAAGGAGCUGAUGCUAUCUAAUGGUCGACGACUUGGGAAGGAUUUGAAUAACUGCAACCUACCUUCCAUGCAACAUUUGUACAUGCUACAGUUAGAUCGGUGCAAUGUGACAAACUUGCCUGAAAUCAUUAAGAANUCGGGAAAGUUGACAUUUUUGUCCUUGGAGAAUUGUGACGGGUUUACGCAUCUGCCAAAGCUGUCAUCCGGCAUCAAUUACUUACGUGUCAUUAACUGCACUUCACUGGUGUCAGUGUCAGACUUAGACAAUUUGGCAAAUGUAAUGUACGGAAGUAGUAGAUUCAUUACAUUCAAGAACUGCUNGAAAUUGGAUGAACAUUCAUGCAAACUUAUAAUGAAGAGCGUAAAGUUAAUAAUGGUGUGUGCUGCAUUUGACAACCUGGUGAGAAAAUCCAGUGACGUCCACGACUACAGUUAUAACAGUGUUGAACUUUGUUUGCCAGGAAGCAAGGUCCCACAAGAGAUUAAAUAUCGGAGCACAGAGUCCUCCAUUACCAUUGACCUUCCCAAACUUUCCAACUUGAGGGGCUUCAUUUACUCUGUNGUACUUUCUCCAUCUGGUGAAAUGAAGAAGCAUGACACCAAGAUUAUAUGUAAACGCCACUUGAGAGAAAAUACGAGGGAAUCAUGGGUAUAUAGUGAUAUCCAGGGCUUGAACACCGAUCAUGUUUAUAUNUGGUAUGAUCCAUUCCACUGUGAUGGCAUUCUCAAAUAUAAUGAGCCAAGUGUUUGUUUUGAGUUCUGUGUUACAAAUGAUAAAGGGGAAGUUGAUGACUCUAAGUGUAUUAAAGAGUGUGGUGUUGGCCUUAUAAGUGUUUCAGAACUGCCGAGUGUUUUAGAAGAGUUGGACUGGCACUGGGAUAAGAAGAAGGACUUAGUGAAUAGAGUGAAAUUGGUAACAGGACAAAGGAUAACCUUAAUAACAUCAAUUGAACAAUCCGAUGAGAGGAAGAACCAUUUUUCUGCUGUGGAAGAGAUUAUCAAUUCUACCCACAAGGAAGUCAAAACUGAUUCUGGCACAGAUUGUGGGCAGAAUACUACAAAAUCUACAAAUGCGGUCAAAUAUAAAGAAAGUGGAGAAACGGCAAUCAAACAAGAUGCAACAUUGCCUGAAACUGUUGAGUCAGAGUUAGACAAAGAAAAUGAAUCUAAAGAAAAGUCAAUGAUGGUUGAACUAGAAUCAGUUGAAGACAACAGAGGGAGUAAAGAAUAUUUUUCUGGUGUCAAAGAGAACAUUGAAUAUUGUGCUAGCAGAGCAACCAAUGCAACUGCUGAAAGAGGUCCCAAAGAAAAAUCUACAAAGUCUACGGAAACUGUAGCUUAUGAACAUUCACAGAGGUUGGAAGAAUCGAUUAAGCAAGUUGUAGAAAUUCAUGAUACAGGCAACUCUGUUAUUAAAUACUCAUCCUUGGACCUUGAGAAUUGCCUUCAACAGUCGGAUAAAAAUCCAUUUGCAAUCCUUGACUUACUUUCUAAUGAACUAUCCCCUUCACUGAAACAAUCAAGUGAUGCUACAACCCUCCUCAAUGAGUUCCGAACCUUAGUGUUCUCUACUUCGUUGCUGAAGAAAAUUCCAGACCAAUCCUAUCAGCAGCAAGUUACAGAAUCACUACAGAAACUUCACACUUAUCGUGGAAAAAUUACAAAAGAGCAAGAAGCUGGUUUAGACACAUUUAUAGAGCUCUACAACAAAGCUGUCGACAUUUCUCAAGAUAAGAUGUUAACCGAGGAUAACCAAGCAAAACUGGCAUCUGAGAAGAGAGACUUGUACAACAAACUUGAACAUUCUAAACCGAAAGUUCAGCAGUUUGACACCACCAUCUCAACUUAUAAAUCUCAGAGGGAAAUCCUACAAAAGAGACAAAGGGAAAUCCAGGAAGCUAUAAAAGAACUUGAACAAGAAAAUGAAGCCUUGGAAAAGGAUAGCUCAACACUAGAGGUUCUAUACUCUGAACAACAAACCAAGAAGAAGGAAACACUUGAAUCAGUGAAGUGUAUUUCGAUUUCUGUUGUUCAAACUACCAAACAAUUAGAAGAACUUGAAAAGAAAAGAUUGAGUUUGGCUUCAGCUUACGAAGGCCUCGAAGAGCCAUAUCAAAGAAUGAAGACAAAACCCCCAUUUUAGUCUUCUUUCAUGAGGUCUUUUCCUUUGAUGCAAUUAUUAUUUGAAUCAUCGCAUAGAUAAGUUCCUGGCUGUAAAUAAGUGUGAUGCGUUGAAGAUGACAACUAUUUGUAUGAAUGAUGUAUGAGGUUUCAGUUAGUAUUUGACUUCAAGUUUUAAUGUAUUUUGUACUGAUUGAUUCAAAAUUCUAUUAGCUUUCACAGUGUUUAACUUUCAAA